AUAUCCGAGAAUGAACUUUCUUGAGACUGCGCUUGGGUCCAAAUUCAACCCCAUCGUUGCCCUGGGCAAAGCCCGGUCAAUGGGAUUUAUCAACAAGUUCAACGGUGAAGCUGAGAUUCUCGAUGAUCUGGUACGACCCAUCAGUCUGUGCCUGUCUAGAUCUUCUGCUCAUAACGACAGAACGAUCACUGGACGAGUCAUUCACACAAGAGAGAAAGAAACUGGUUGGUAGAAAAACUGCAG
Molecule: messenger RNA, 243 nt
Organism: Mycena citricolor
Lineage: Eukaryota; Fungi; Basidiomycota; Agaricomycetes; Agaricales; Mycenaceae
Source: the annotation of a GenBank genome assembly